AUGAGAGCCCAACAACAAGAGCAGCUGGCCAAGCUGUCCAACGAGUUCCAAACUCUUCAAAGAGAGCUGUCCAAUCUGAUCGAGUCAAGGCAGAAGCUGGAAGCCCAAUCAAACGAGAAUGAGGCCGUUGCGAAAGAGUUCCAAAAGCUGUCACUGAAUGAGAAGAUCUACAAGCUGGUAGGCACGGCCCUGCUGCUGCAAGAGCAAAACGAAGCGAAGCAGAAUGUCGAGAAGCGGCUUGAGCUGAUCCGCGGCGAUAUGAAGCGGACGGACCAGCUAAUCCAGGCAGCAGAAAGCAAAAUGGAGACCAAGAAAAACGAAAUCGUGCGCAUACAGACGCUAACAGCAGCACAGGCCCAGGCAGGCGAAGUGUGA
Tilletiaria anomala UBC 951 is the source of this 375-nucleotide messenger RNA. Its product is annotated as Prefoldin. Gene Ontology annotation, molecular function: protein-folding chaperone binding. The record is from RefSeq and is a predicted model, not a curated record. The coding region runs from base 1 to 375 and encodes 124 amino acids. The transcript has 3 exons. Gene Ontology annotation, biological process: protein folding; chaperone-mediated protein complex assembly. Gene Ontology annotation, cellular component: prefoldin complex; cytoplasm. NCBI's taxonomy places the organism in Eukaryota, Fungi, Basidiomycota, Exobasidiomycetes, Georgefischeriales, Tilletiariaceae.